ACAGCGCGCGGAGUCGCGUCAGUGCAAAGGCACGAGCUGUGCCGUCGAGGUGACGACGACGUGUCACCGCUCGGCCUCUUCAUCUUAUCGCCUCACGUUGCCUUUAUUCAGGCCGUUGCGUCGCGACGGCGUGAACGUCGUUCGUCUCCGCGCGUGAAUCAGGACCCGCUGGUACUGACGCGGCUCAGUACUCCGAAACCCGGCUCCGGAAUCCGAGAAAUGCUACGCCGAGCUCCGAGAGGAGAAAGGAAGAGACCCGCGCUCGCAAACUAUAAAAUCUAGGGUCGUGCGCGCCCAUAACGUGUGUCUGUGUGCCUGUGUGUCUAUGCCUAUGUGUCGUGUGUCAACGAGCGUGUGCGUGCGUGUGCCGCGCGCGCGCGCGCGCGCGUCUUUCUCCGCUCACUGCCGCACGCGCAGUGUCUCUUUAACUUGUUAACCGCUCAUGCUCUCUCGGCCAACUUAUGCGGGAUCGUCGUUUCGCUUUCCUUUCAACGAGUAGAAUCUGUGUCCGUGUUCGAAGCUUGAUUAAUGUUUAACAACUGCCCGCGUUCGUCGUAAAGGAAGAAUAGCUCGCGUCACGUUCGCGGAUCGUUUUCGAGAGGCUCGAGGUACUCGUGUUGUCGCGCUAAAUAAUCCGAAAAAUACACCGGCUGACUUCAGCGCGAGAUCCGAGAGUGAUUCAUUCAUGCAAAUGCCGGCGGUUUACACAAAUAAACGCAAACGUAAAAAGUUACGCUUAGCGUGUAUACAAUAAUAAUAAUAAUAAUGCGUGAGCGAGCGCGCGGGUGAUAACGUGUCACGUGUCACUUGGCAGAAUCUGUAACGCGUCGCGAAUAAUCGGGACGGAGACGUUGACCCGCAUAACUACAGUUGAAAAUUUCACUGCUCGAAAGAAUGAGGCGCUGCGACUUUAGCUAGUCGAUUUGCCGCGGAGAAACAGGAGCAGUGAUUUGAGAAGAGGCACCACCGCAGCGGGGAAGGGACAGCUGUGCACCGUGACAGAGGCAACGACCAGGCUCGAUGGGUUAAUAUUGAAUAGUACCGAGAAUUUGUUCCCUCUGAAGCGACGCUAGGCCGAGGAGGAAUUAGUCCCCACGAUGGAGGUGAAGCCGAUACCGAAGCCGCGAUCAAUGUUGACUGAUAACAGGCCGGUACCAGCGCCUCGAAAAAUCUUGCCACCUUCCAACUUGCCACCGGCUCGUUCCAACACUCCAACCAGCGAAUCCGGUCAGUCCGAAAAGAGCGACGAUCUGAGGUCAACCGGUAGUACUAUCAACGAGAACACCAACCGCAGCAAUCACGAAUUCUUCCGCAAUCUCAGCACGAGUUCACGCCAACUGAAGGAUGAAAUCUCAGAAAAGGUGACGCUGAAGGGACGCGCGGUCAUCUCGAGCACGCGGAAUGCCAGCAUUCGACUGGAGAGAUCGAUGAAGAACCUGCUAACUCGACGGUUGUCGUCGCUGAAUCAGGACGACGUGGUCAACCAGAGUGCCGCCCAAAAGAAGCUUAAGGACCCGGUCGAGGAGGACAGGUGCGUAUCGAUGCCAGCUGACGACAUUUUCAGCAGCAUCUCGUUCUACAGUCCCAUAAGUGGCAAUCUGCGAAGCAUGAAAAACGAAGAAGAUCUGUCUGCCGGUGGCAGGCACAGCCCACCACCUCCGGUUUAUCCGCCACCUCCGCUUCCGGAUGAGUCUAUCUACGAUGAGCUGCAGUCCGUCACGUCGGGAAGUAGCAGCCGAUACGAUACGCUCAGUUCCACAGUGUCCGACAAGAUCGAGCGGGACUUUCCCGAAUCGUUCAAUCUUCUCAGCCUCGUGCGUAAUCAGGGUAGCGACUCAGACCAAAGUUCAAAUAUAUCUGAUGUCAAUGUAACUUUGCCAUUGGAAAAAUCUGAAAUUUUCGCCAAGAGACUAUCGAGAUCUGACUCUUGGACUUUCUACGAUGCCACACCCGGCACGAAAGUCGAGAACAUCGAUGAAGUAGACAGGAUAUCUAGUGUUGAAGAAGAGAGUUCAGGAAAGUCUUUGAGGACGGAAACGCCGACGAUAGAUCGAAAUUCUUGCGCGUCCAACGAAAGUCAGGCUUCUAUCCAGAAUUCUCUCUACGAAAAUCUAUCACCGCCGAAAAUCGAAUGCCGGCUACAACCCGCGACCAUUCUCUCAGAUACCAGACAGCAGAGCAGCAAGUCUCUGCUCUUUGAAUUCGACCCGUUCGCGAGAACAUCCGAGGACGACAACGUCUACAGCAACUACGAGAACAACGAUUUGAUGUUGUUAGAAGCAUUGUUAGCCACUAACGACUCGCCCAGCAGCGCCGACAGCACACUGGAGUUCCGUGAGAACACCGAUGUCGAAGAGGAACAGGAAGACGAGGAUUUGAUACAUCCUGGCAUCAGUUCAAUACCUCCGGAGCCGCCCAAGAGAUUCGAUUCGCUUCCCAAGAACGAAUAUGAUGUGGCGGAAGGCGUUGAACAGCCUGAUAAAGUGGCGACAUUAGGUAAGAAUCCGCCUCUCUUGCCGAAGCUCGCACACUUGGUGACCAAGAAGCAACCCGCGGUUCCUCCCAGGAAACCUAACAUGAAAAAUCCGCUUAUGAGGAACACUUCGCCUUCCCAACCGGUUGUGAAUACAGUGACAACGACGGCGAGGACAAUAUCUGAAAAUAACGUUGAGGAAAGUGUUACCAGUUCUUCGUCUGCCUCGCCAAAGAUUGCCGAGGAUAAUUGCAGAGUGAGUGUGAUACAAAAGUUGAAGAAGCUACGACAUGAGUCAAGCAUGCACGCCAUCAAGCCUAAUGUAAUCAGUUUCGUAAAGAGUGGUAGUAAAUUGUUGUCCAGGACUCGCGAGCAUAUCGGUGAGUCCGGCUCGAGGUCGCUUCGAAUGGAGAGGCCAAAGGUCAAUGCUCCGCAUAAUCCGAUCACACAUAAGGGAAUGAUAUACAGGCCUGGAGUGGGCAUUGAGAGAACUAAGGACCUUGUGCCAAGAGCGGCAGUAUUGCUCGAUCGGAAAUUAUCAUUCUAUACUGACAAGAGCAUGUCUACGCUGAAGGAGGUCGUAGAACUGGAGACAGUGCACAGUAUUCAUCUGCUUCAAGAUGUUAAGACCAUGGACGGUGAAACAGUGCAUUGCAUAGCGAUUAGUGGCGAAGGCAGACCAAGCGUGCACAUUUUCUACGCAAAGGGUGUCGCCGAAAGGCGAGUCUGGGCUCAGAGAAUUCUCGAGGCUACUACGCCGAUUUUUCCUACGAGAUAUACUACCGAGCUCACCAGAGUAGGUUGGGCGUGUUUGAAGGAAGGUAUAACAGGCACAUGGUUCCCAGCUUGGGUUCUUCUACAACAAAGAACCUUGAUUUACACAAAACCUUUGGAUCCUGCGUUACCUGUGAACUUUGAACACGUAGAUCUACGGAAAGCGCGUUGCAUCGUGUUGCGGGAGCAAGAAGGACCGAUUGCCGGCAAGUUUGUGCCAGUUGUAGUGGUAGAUGCUGGAGGUAGUGGUGCUUUGCACAUCGCCACACCAGGAACAUACGAGGCGCCUGCUUGGCGACAUGCACUUUAUCAAGCAGCUACUAACUGCGGCCCCGCCUUAGACCAACAGCAAAUUACGCAGGACAACGUGCCGGUCAUCUUGGAUAAAUGCGUCAACUUUAUCUACGCGCACGGCAUAAUGUCUGAGGGUAUUUAUCGUCGCAGUGGAUCAAGUAGUGCUGUAGUGAGAUUAUUGGAGGCUUUUAGACGAGAUGCCUGGGCCACACAAAUCACGCGAAAUUCGUACAGCGAACAUGACGUUGCCACAGUUCUUAGAAGAUUUUUACGGGAUUUACCGGAUCCAUUGUUCCCCGCUGACAUUCACGAUCGUCUUUGUCUCGCCUCAGAAUUAACCAGUGAGGAAAACAAGAUAGCGACUUACCAAAAGUUACUGUCCAUUCUGAAUUCUGUAACGUCGGCCACACUUCGCCGGAUUCUGGCACACCUUCAUGGUCUCAGUCAGCAAAGUGCCAGAAAUCUAAUGACUGUCGAGAACUUAUCGGCAAUUUGGGGCCCUACCUUGAUGCACGCCGGCGAAAAUAGCGCGGAGGAGUGGAAUCGAAGAGAGACCAAAGUCGUCGGCGAUCUUAUCAGGCUGUAUCCAAAACUCUACCAAUUGUCGCCAGCUGAUUUGGCCAAGGAGGCGAAAAUGCUAGAAGUCGUAGAGAAGCAUCAUGUGUCCAACAAUGCGCCACGAGGCGCACCGUCAGGAGACCUUAAGAUUUGGAUAUACAUCCUAUCGCGGGAUAGAGAAUGCGUAAACGUCACCAUCGGACCUCAGAAGACAGCGUUCGACGUAUGCCGAGAACUUGCCGAAAAAGCUAACUUGCCGCCUCACGAAUUAUGCUUAGAGGAAUACACGCUGUCCGGUGCGCUGGAACGGCCGUUGCAUCACAACGAACGUGUCUUAGAGACAGUGGCGAGAUGGGGGUAUUGGGAUCCGGACGACAGGAAAGACAACGUCCUCGUGCUCAAGAAGAACCGGUUGUACAAAGACAUCGUGCCUCUGGUGAAACCGCCGAUGACGAUCUCCGGGGAACUCAAGUUCGCGGAUACCAAGACGAAGAAUCUGAAGACUUAUCUCUUCGAAUUUAGUCAAGCAAAGCUCUGCUGUUACAAGGACAAGGUGUGCUCCGUAAAGUUUCACGAGUGGAAGAUAGAGGAUAUUGUUUGGUACUUGGGACACGAACCUAAACGCAACCCACAGAUGGGCUGGUCCAUUACAUUCAUCAUGAAAAAUAAGAAGCCCACGAGAUGUAAAGACAGUCCAUACUUCGGCAACACUUUGGCAGGCACGUCCAAGGAUGAACAAUAUAGAUGGUUAGCAGCCAUGCUCUUCGGCGAGUAUCAAAUGAAUCUCCGACCUUCCGCGGUGAAUCUGAUGGAUCCAUGACGAUCCUUACAAGUCGCUUAAUGCCUUUAAAGUGACUGAUAGGUGAUAAAUGUAGAAAUGUACAGUAUUCGAGCCAAUUAGUUCGAUAUUUUAUAAUUUCUUUAUACAUCUUUCUCCUAAAAAUCUGAAAAAUCUGAAAAUGUCUAAUCUCGUCUAAAGCAUAUACUAUGUAUGAAUUGAAUUAUUGUUACGAAUCGAUUGGCAUAAUUAGUGAAAAAUUCUAUUUUUAUAACUCAACGAUGUUGUGAGUUUGUCAUUUUACCAUAUUAACAAAUUAUAUAUAAUUUAAUUAUCGCAAAAUAUAUAAAACAUUGUGCAUGAAAUGCCACUUUCGUAAUAGAAAAAUAAAUUUAAUAAGAGAUAAAAAUGAAUAUGUAUACAAUAUUUUAUAAUAAAUCUAUUUUAACAUACAUGCGAAAACAUACGUGUAUUUAAUAAUAUACUAUUCACUAUAUUUAUUUAUAUUGAAUUUGUUCAUAUCUGAUUAUGAAUAUCAGUCUUCAGAAUAUUAAUUUAUUUCAAAUCACAUUCUGUAAUAAAGAAUAUACCCGUCUAUUUGAAGAUUUAUAAUAUUUAUAUUAUUUUUGAAGAACAGACUGUUGAUUGUAGUACUACAUUCCAUUUUAUUCCCGCAAUUUUUUAAAUAAUUUUUAUUUAUUAGACAUUUAUACUUUCUGUUAAUUUUCUUCAUCGUAACAUUCAUAUGUAUUGCAAUAUUAUUCAUUAUUAUCCCUUUUACUUCUCUAUUACUAUAAGCGGUAUGCUUCGAUUCCACAAUGUUAUCGUACGUUUAUCUCGCAAAGUCUGAUUAAUACAAAUGUGUUUUUCUCAGACCAUGUAUGCUCUGACAUGAUACGUAAAGAGAGUAUUCUCAAGCUGCAUAUCAGUAUCUGAGUCUUUAGGUGGAACGGUUUUCUCAGAUAUCUUGUUUGAAACUAUUUGUGAUGGGAAAUCAUAUAAAAACAGAAGGAUCACAUAAAAAUCGAUAUAUAAUAUGAGUUCUUUACAAGUACAAAAUAGUUUAUAACAGUUUUGAGAUGUGAAAGAGUUCUUAAUUCACUUGAUUUUUGAAAGGCACUCUCGAAAGGUAUACUUUCAAAUGCGCGCAAGUGUAUUAUUUAUAAAACUUAUUCUGACAAUUAUUGGAAUUAUUAGAGAAACAUUAUCUAUCCUUUGAAUUCGCGCAAUUUUGAAAUUUACACAUUUUGAUAUGUUCGAUAUAACAGAUGUUAGAAAUAUUCAUUCAGCGGAAUAACAUAUGGGAAAUUUCGUUAUUAGUGUUUUCCGGGCACAGUUGAUAUUGCUUUUUGUGGUCAACUGAUAUUAUAUUAUGUUCAUAGUAGCUGCGGAAAACAAUCUGUAUAUAUCCUGUGUAAUAUAAUGUAUAAUAUGAUGUAUAAUCGUUUUUCUAUAUUCAAACUAUUUUUAGUUAUUGAAUAAACGGAAGAUAUUAAUAUUUCAA
Messenger RNA from Ooceraea biroi (clonal raider ant), 6381 nucleotides. It is a transcript of the gene RhoGAP15B, whose product is annotated as RhoGAP_ARAP and RA_ARAPs domain-containing protein RhoGAP15B. Gene Ontology annotation, molecular function: phosphatidylinositol-3,4,5-trisphosphate binding; GTPase activator activity. Lineage: Eukaryota; Metazoa; Arthropoda; Insecta; Hymenoptera; Formicidae. Gene Ontology annotation, biological process: positive regulation of GTPase activity; signal transduction. The record is from RefSeq and is a predicted model, not a curated record. Gene Ontology annotation, cellular component: cytoplasm.